GGCGGGGAAAAGGCAGUCCUCUUUGCGACAUUUCCUGUCGGCGUCUGUGGAGCUGCUUGGCGCGUUCGGGCGCUUUCCGGCGAAGCUGGGUUUUGAUCCUGGCUGAGGCGGCAAAACGAGCGCCGGCCUUUAACGAAGGAGGAUCUUGAUGCAACAGGCUGAAAUCUUGCAGAUUAAAGGCCCCUUUGAUCUGUUGCAGGUGAGAAUUGAUGAAGAAAUUGUGAAUUUUUUCUCCAACACUGUGCUGCUGUAUUGCAGGAACUCUGCAGAACAGACAGAGGUCUUAGAGGAACCUUCUGCUUAGACCUGCAGCCAGGGUGGGGGGCCAUGUUCUCGGAGCAGGCUGUCCCUUCUGCACAAAGCCUCCUGGCCUCCCCAUCUGAAGCAGCAGCCUCUACGUUUGCCCGAGCACCUGCCUCCUCUUAUACCAACUGCUCCCAGAACUUCAGGCUUGGGGAACGGACUUUCAACAGACAGUAUGCCCACAUUUAUGCUACACGCCUCAUUCAGAUGAGACCGUUAUUGGUAGAAAGAGCUCGACGCAAAUGGGGGAGCAACAUUACAGUGAAGAAACUUUGUGAGCUGCAAGUUGCAGAGAAGUGCUGUGUUGUGGGGACACUCUUUAAAUCUAUGCAGCUUCAGCCAUCCAUCCUGCGGGAAAUCAGUGAAGAGCACAAUCUGCCCCCACAGCCGCCCCGGACCAAGUACAUCCACCAGUCGGAUGAGCUGAUUUUGGAGGAUGAGCUACAGCGAAUCAAAUUGGAAGGAAAUAUACAAAUUGACAAGUUAGUGACAGGGACCAUUCUUGCUGUCUAUGGCUCAGAGGGGGAUGAUGGCAAAUUCCUUGUUGAAGACCAUUGCUUUGCAGAUAUGCCCACCCAGCUGCCUAUGAUGGGCCCCAAUACGGACAGGUUUGUUUUGCUGGUGUCCGGCCUUGGCCUUGGUGGCAAGAGCGGGGAAAGCCUCCUGGGGAUGCAGCUCCUUGUGGACAUGGUGACGGGACAGCUGGGCGCCGAAGGCGAACAGUCCAGUGCCGCCCUCAUCUCUCGCGUCAUUCUGUGUGGCAAUUUGCUCAGCCAGAAUACCCAGAGCCGAGACACCAUGAAUAAGGCAAAGUAUCUGACUAAGAAGACCCAGGCUGCCAGUGUGGAUGCUGUGAAAAUGCUGGAUGAAAUCCUGCUGCAGCUAAGUAUGUCUGUUCCUGUUGAUGUAAUGCCUGGGGAAUUUGAUCCUACCAACUACACAUUGCCCCAGCAACCCCUCCAUCGCUGCAUGUUUCCUCUUUCGAGUGCCUAUUCCACACUGCAGCUGGUCACCAAUCCCUACCAAGCGAACAUCGACGGGAUCAGGUUUUUGGGGACUUCGGGUCAGAAUAUCAAUGACAUCUUCAAAUACAGCAGCAUGUCUGACUAUUUGGAAAUCCUGGAGUGGACUUUACGGAUUGGGCAUCUCAGCCCCACUGCCCCAGACACGCUUGGCUGCUAUCCAUUUUACAAGACGGACCCCUUCAUCUUCACUGACUGCCCUCAUGUCUAUUUCUGUGGGAACGCACAUUCCUUCAAAUCCAAAGUGGUCAAAGGGGACUCAGAGUGGAUUGAAGAGUACAUAUAUGGCAAACAUUCAGGGCCAUUAUACAAUUGACAACAAAGACAGACAGAACAUAAACAGAGGCAAGGCUUCCCUCUUUUUCAUCUCUGGCACCUGGAGGCUGUUCUCAUCUCGACCAUGGAGAGGUGCUGUUAUUUCAUUUUUCCACGCACAGAGCCUAUUGUCCAUGGACACCUUCCUAAUCGAAUUUCAGGGGCGCUUUUUAACCUCCCUGCCAAAGCGGUAUAAGCAGACACAGGCAAACAUUCAGUGCCUUGUUACAAUGAGACACAAAUACACAGACAAAGGCUUCUCCUUUCAUUUCCAGUUUUUAUCUCUGGCUCUGGGGGUGGUGCUCUUCUCCAUUUCCAAGCCAAAGAGCCUGCAUUGUCUGUAGACAUGUCCUGGUCGUGUUGCCAGCAUGACUGCUUAGAGCAUCUUUUUGCCUUUUCCUGCCAAAGCGGUAACUAUUGAUCUACUCGCAUUGUUUUUAAACUGCUAGAUAGGCAGGAGCUAGGGCUGACAGAGGGAGCUCACCCCAACCUGAGGCUUGAACUGCCAACCUUCCAGUAGGCAAGAUCUUCUGUAGCUGGCAGUUUGACCCACUGUGCUAGCCGUGACAUAUUGUUCCACAAUUUUUUUUCACAUAGAAUUUAUACAUGGCCACUGUUUUUCUGGGAAAAUUUCCACUUGCUUCCGGAGCCCACCAAAAACCCAGCUAGUUAAAGAAAUAGAAUUCACCCAUGACCCCUCCUUGGCAUUGCCCCAUUUACCCAGUAAACCCAAUAGCAGGGCUCAGGGCUCCUUACACAGUGGCUGUUUUUGUUGCCAAAAGUGUCUUUUAUGUUACAUACUGC
Molecule: messenger RNA, 2444 nt
Organism: Anolis carolinensis (green anole)
Lineage: Eukaryota; Metazoa; Chordata; Lepidosauria; Squamata; Anolidae
Gene: pold2
Product: DNA polymerase delta 2, accessory subunit
Exons: 12
Coding region: 328-1641 (437 amino acids)
Biological process (GO): DNA strand elongation involved in DNA replication; DNA replication
Cellular component (GO): delta DNA polymerase complex
Molecular function (GO): DNA binding
Source: RefSeq, a predicted model, not a curated record